Molecule: messenger RNA, 1785 nt
Organism: Etheostoma cragini (Arkansas darter)
Lineage: Eukaryota; Metazoa; Chordata; Actinopteri; Perciformes; Percidae
Gene: gpr180
Product: G protein-coupled receptor 180
Exons: 10
Coding region: 133-1437 (434 amino acids)
Biological process (GO): G protein-coupled receptor signaling pathway; response to pheromone
Source: RefSeq, a predicted model, not a curated record
UGACUUCUGGUUUCAUCCUGGCUAACUUUGACUAACUUGGCGCAGCUAAGCUAGUUCACUUCUGGCUUCGUGGCUCAUUGAAUGGAAGAGCUAACGUUUAUUUGUCGAUAACGUUGAACUGCAUAAGGGAAAAUGUCGUAUUUAUUAGCCACAUUUGUGGCUAUAUUACUGCUCAGUCCGGAGGCUUGUGGGAAAAGCGUGACGGGACUUUUUAACAGCGAAGCAGCGAGACAGCAGAAUGGCCAGUUCAUCACUAAAUUUAUGUACCAAGGUGAUAAUGGUCUGUUGGUGAUCCGGCUGGACAAUUCUGCUCUGGCUACGGAGAAGGAGUCCAGAGUGCUGCUGUAUAAGGACAUGGACUCGAGCCUUGACAACCUAAACUGCUCCGAGAGGCUUGCUAAAGCUCACAUCCCCGUUUCUCUCAGGGAUCAAGAACACAACCAGACGAUCCCUCGCCAGUCCUCUCCCACAGCCUGGCAGGCCCUAUAUGCUGACAGAUACACAUGUCAGAAAAAUGCAGUGAUUCCUUCCCACUCUGAUCUCAGUUUCACCAUCUUGUUGUUUAACGCCGACUCGGCUGGAAAUCCUCUGGAGCACUUCAGCGCAGAGGAGGCAGGUCUCCAUAGUUUUUACUUCCUCCUCCUGCUGGCCUACUUCAUAGCCUGCUGUAUCUACAUCCAGCCUCUGCACCAGGCUCUGAGGAAGGGAGGUCCUAUGCACACUGUCCUCAAAGUGCUGACCACCGUGCUGGCGCUACAGGGCUUCUCCUCUCUCUGCAACUACAUCCACUUCGCCAGGUAUUCCAGAGAUGGUACUGGUAUUCCUCUGAUGGGCAACCUGGCAGAGUUCUGGGAUAUGGUGUCCCAGGUGUCCAUGCUGUACAUGUUACUGAGUCUCUGUGCGGGCUGGACUCUGAGCCGAGGCAGGAAGCCUCAGUCCAGACCUCUGCAGUGGGAACAGUCUCGGGCGUCCACGGCUGUUGCUGUUGGCGGAGUCCUUGUACAGGGGGCGUUGCUGCUUUGGGAGCAGUAUUCAGAAUCCGAGAGUCAACAUCACAGCUACCACUCCCCGCUGAGUCUGGCAGGUGUCCUCCUCAUGGCUCUGAGAGUGGGCCUGGCCCUCCUGCUGGCCUCUGUCCUCUACCAGAUCAUCUCCACCGAGCGCAGCACCCUGAAGAGGGACUUCUACCUCUGCUUCGCCAAGGGGUGCUUCCUGUGGUUCCUGUGUCAUCCCGUCCUCUUCGUCACGUCGGCUAUCUUCAACAAGCACCAGAGGGAGAAGGUAGUGACCAUCGGUGUUAUCCUCUGCCAGUCCAUCUCCAUGGUGAUCCUCUACCAGCUCUUCCUGUCACGUUCUCUCUACUGGGAGGUCUCCUCUCUCUCCUCUGUGUCUCUGCCACUCACCAUGUCCAGAACGAACCACAGGGGGCGCUACUGAGCACAUCCACUCUCACGCUUCUGAGCGAGGGAGAACAUUCUACAACACAGUGUUAAUGUCCCAGUGUCUCGGGGGGGGGGGGACACAUCCUGAGCAUGAAGACAGAGAGUGAUGUAACACCGCAGGGUCUGCUCUCCUUCACUGUCACUGUUUCCUGGGAGAAUGCUAUUGGUUAGAACGGGUCCCAGAAUGACCAGAGGAAGAUACAUACAGCAACACCCUACCUCUAGUUACCAGAGCCAACAUCUCCAUCACUGAGCAGGAGGAAAGACACUGACACGCUGGAUGUCAUAGUAACUAACAGCCAAAGUACAAUUUGACUUACGCAAGCAUGUUAAAGACGGAUCG